Molecule: messenger RNA, 945 nt
Organism: Octodon degus (degu)
Lineage: Eukaryota; Metazoa; Chordata; Mammalia; Rodentia; Octodontidae
Product: olfactory receptor 51F2-like
Exons: 1
Coding region: 1-945 (314 amino acids)
Biological process (GO): G protein-coupled receptor signaling pathway
Cellular component (GO): membrane
Molecular function (GO): G protein-coupled receptor activity; olfactory receptor activity
Source: RefSeq, a predicted model, not a curated record
AUGCCCGUCUUUCAUAACUCCACCUUGCCUAUUUUCCUCCUGACGGGAGUCCCUGGACUCGAAUGGGCCCAUGCCUGGAUCUCCAUCCUCUUCUGCUGCCUCUAUUUUACCGCCCUGACUGGUAACAGCUUGAUCCUCUCCGUAGUCUUCACUGAGCUAAGCCUCCAUGAGCCCAUGUACUAUUUCCUUUCCAUGUUGUCCACCACUGACAUUGGCUUGUGCAUCUCUACUCUGGUGACUGUGCUGGGAAUAUUCUGGUUCAAUGCCCGGGAAAUCAGUUUCAAUGCUUGUUUAUCACAGAUGUUCUUCAUUCACCUCUUCACUUUCAUGGAAUCCUCAGUGCUUCUGGCUAUGGCUUUUGACCGUUUUGUGGCCAUUUCAAACCCCUUGAGAUACGCUACCAUUCUAACUCAUGCAAGGAUUGUGCAGAUUGGUGUGGCAGUCAUCAUCAGGGCAACUGUCAUUCUGACACCACUAGUCCUGCUCCUCACACGCUUAUCCUUCUGCAGUAGCCACGUGCUGCACCACUCUUACUGCUUUCACCCUGAUGUGAUGAAGCUCUCCUGUUCAGACACAAAAAUCAAUAGUGCAUUUGGGCUAACUGCAAUUAUCUCUACUGCAGGAGUGGACUCGGUCUUUAUCCUGCUUUCCUAUAUCCUGAUCAUUCGCUCAGUUCUCAAUAUUGCAUCCUCUGGGGAGAGGAAGAAGGCCUUCAGCACUUGCAUUUCUCAUAUCACUGCUGUGGCCGUGUUCUACAUCCCUUUGAUCAGCCUGUCUUUCGUUCACAGAUUUGGAAAACGUGCCCCACCUUUUGUGCCCACACUCAUUGCAAAUGUGUAUUUGCUCAUUCCCCCCGUGAUGAACCCCAUCAUCUACAGUGUGAAAACAAAGCAGAUUCAGAAAGCGGUGCUUAAACGUGUGUGUUCUAAAGGCAUUCAUUUUUAA